Messenger RNA from Dovyalis caffra, 441 nucleotides. The record is from the annotation of a GenBank genome assembly. NCBI's taxonomy places the organism in Eukaryota, Viridiplantae, Streptophyta, Magnoliopsida, Malpighiales, Salicaceae.
AUGGCAGGCAGUAAAAGAUCCUGCAGUGGCCUAAAGAUCUGUUUUCUUGCUACCUUUGUUCUCUUAAUCACAAUAUCUGUGGUUCUAGUUAUCUUGUAUUUUGCUGUUUUCAAGCCUAAGGAACCAAAAGUUACUCCUCAACCUCUUAUCCUGGAAAAUAUUCGUGGGGUAUUCUUUCCAGCUCCAUUGUUAAAUAUCACAUUAGGCAUGGAAAUCACGGUCGAAAAUCAAAAUUAUGGAAACUUCAAGUACCAGGAGAGCGCAGCUUAUGUUAGUUAUAGAGGGAAUGUCGUCGCCGAAGCUCCGAUUGAAGCCGACACCAUUCCAGCUCGAGGAAAACAUAAUAUAUCUACGACUGUGACUAUUUUUGGGGAUAAGUUGUUAUCGGAUGAUAACUUCAGGAGAGAGUUUCUUCUAGGGUCGAUCUUGAAUUUUGAAUGA